This is a messenger RNA of Rhinichthys klamathensis goyatoka, 1479 nucleotides long. It is a transcript of the gene tubb2, whose product is annotated as tubulin, beta 2A class IIa. The record is from RefSeq and is a predicted model, not a curated record. The transcript has 5 exons. NCBI's taxonomy places the organism in Eukaryota, Metazoa, Chordata, Actinopteri, Cypriniformes, Leuciscidae. Gene Ontology annotation, cellular component: cytoplasm; microtubule. Gene Ontology annotation, molecular function: GTPase activity; structural constituent of cytoskeleton; GTP binding. The coding region runs from base 106 to 1455 and encodes 449 amino acids. Gene Ontology annotation, biological process: microtubule cytoskeleton organization; mitotic cell cycle.
AGAGCGAGUGAGCUAAAGCCGAGUGUGAAGAAGAUCUCAGAGUCGCAUCAGCUGCAGUGACACACACACCGCAUCCUUCCAGCAUCACACACACAGCUGAGCACCAUGAGGGAGAUCGUUCAUAUCCAGGCCGGGCAGUGCGGCAACCAGAUCGGUGCCAAGUUCUGGGAGGUGAUCAGUGAUGAACACGGGAUUGAUCCCACUGGCAGUUAUCAAGGUGACAGUGAACUGCAGCUGGAGAGGAUAAGUGUUUAUUACAAUGAGGCGUCUGGAAACAAAUAUGUCCCUCGUGCCAUCCUGGUGGACCUGGAGCCUGGCACUAUGGACUCGGUCCGCUCUGGCCCAUUUGGACAAAUCUUCAGGCCAGAUAAUUUUGUGUUUGGUCAAAGCGGAGCUGGGAACAAUUGGGCCAAAGGCCACUACACAGAGGGAGCGGAGUUGGUGGACUCAGUGCUGGACGUGGUGAGGAAGGAGUCUGAGAACUGCGACUGCCUGCAGGGCUUCCAGCUCACGCACUCCCUGGGGGGGGGCACCGGCUCCGGCAUGGGCACUCUCCUCAUCAGCAAGAUUCGCGAGGAGUAUCCCGACCGGAUCAUGAACACUUUCAGCGUCAUGCCUUCACCCAAAGUGUCCGACACAGUGGUGGAGCCCUACAACGCGACACUCUCUGUGCAUCAACUGGUGGAGAACACCGACGAGACCUUCUGCAUUGACAACGAAGCACUCUACGAUAUUUGCUUUCGCACUCUUAAACUCACCACUCCUACUUACGGCGACCUGAACCACCUUGUUUCGGCGACCAUGAGUGGGGUCACCACUUGCCUGCGAUUCCCCGGUCAACUUAACGCCGACUUGCGCAAGCUGGCCGUCAACAUGGUGCCCUUCCCUCGCCUCCACUUCUUCAUGCCUGGUUUCGCUCCUCUGACAAGUCGUGGAAGCCAGCAGUAUCGUGCCCUUUCAGUGCCAGAGCUCACGCAGCAGAUGUUCGACGCCAAGAACAUGAUGGCGGCCUGCGACCCGCGCCACGGACGAUACCUCACAGUUGCCGCCAUCUUCCGUGGACGCAUGUCCAUGAAGGAGGUGGACGAGCAGAUGCUGAGCGUUCAGAACAAGAACAGUAGCUACUUCGUGGAAUGGAUCCCCAACAACGUCAAGACCGCAGUCUGCGACAUCCCACCACGCGGGCUCAAAAUGUCCGCCACAUUCAUCGGCAACAGCACGGCCAUUCAAGAGCUGUUCCGCAGGAUUUCAGAGCAGUUCACCGCCAUGUUCAGACGCAAGGCUUUCCUGCACUGGUACACUGGUGAGGGAAUGGACGAGAUGGAGUUCACAGAGGCCGAGAGCAACAUGAACGACCUGGUCUCCGAGUACCAGCAGUACCAAGACGCCACUGCGGAUGAAGUGGGCGAGUAUGAGGAGGACGAUCUUGAAGAGGAGGAGGACGCUCGUCAUUGAGUCAGCUCCCGAAGAAGAUGGCAC